GUUCGGGGAAGGUUCUGACACCAGGGAUUAUCGCAAGAUGCCCGUCGGAGGGACUGCUGGUCGGUGUACAGCUGGCAACGGACACACUCCUGGACCAGCUGGCUGCUCUGGCGACUCACACAGUCACAGGGCUAGUCAUUUAUGGCUCACGAUCCGUGACAGCGGAAGCGACGGGACGCCUCCUGACUGCCCUCACCGGCUUGAAGGACGCCACUGUUUUCGGAUCCGGCGUCAUUUGCGACACUGUGCUGUCCGCCCUUCACGGCUGCUGCCAGCUAGAUACGGUGCAGCUUAAUGACACCCGGCCCCUCACGGACAUCCCUGCCCUGACCCAGUCAGAAGUGGCAGCGGUCAGCAGGAUGGCAGUAACCUGCAGGAAACUGAAGAACCUGCACCUAAUCUCCUCAAUCGAAAACCGCCAGGCCGUCCUGAACGCCCUGCACGAGACAGACCUGGGAUGUGACAGUGGCCAGGCCCGUACCAUCAAGCUCGUUGUCUCCAAAAUGGAGCCCAGGCAGCUCCAAGAGGAGGUUAUCCAGAUGAAAGAAGAGAUGGCACUUCUGAAGGAGGAAAUGACACAUCCUAAUCAAGAGUACAUUGCCCGUUUGGAUGGGGAACUGACCACACUGAAGAAAAACUGCGACUCACUGAGUGAACAGGUGGUCGGCCUGGAGGGAGAAGUGACCACACUGAAGAAGGAGGCUGUCCUCGAGGAGCGCACCACUCGCCAGGUCGUCGUGGAGGAGCUGCGGCAGGAGGUCCGCCGGCGAGCGGCGCCAUCCGACCGCUCCCAGGGUGACGACGAAGAGGUGGUCUCACUGAAGGCCGACACCUGUGACAAGUGUGACGCCACCACCAGUUGUGACGUCACACCAACUACGGAGGAGGCGGGGCCGGCGUCCGGUAAGCGUAGGCCGCCUGCGGCUCGCGGUACCAACAUCUACCACCUGGACACCGAGCUGCUGAAGAUGGUGAUGAGCAAGAUGGACUGUAGGGAUAUGUUCCGCGCCAGACGGGUCUGCCGUCGGUGGCGGUCCGCCGUCGACGAUAUCGUCGGCGACUGUCGGCGGGAGCUAACCGAUCAACAAACCCGCGGUGGAGAGGUCGCUACGCCGGUCACGAGCCUAGAGCUCGUAUUGAAGGUGCAGGACCAGCCGAAGAUGACUGAACUGCAGGCGCCGACCGCUGGGACGGACACCGACCUCCGACUGGUCGCAGCCACCUGCCACGCCCUGGAGAAGGCCAACCUGCGCGGCUUCAAGCUGCGGGUCUCUGCCCUGCGCCGGCUGGCGCGUGCCAACGCCUCCAGUCUGCGUGAACUGACGCUGCCGGCCGGCAUCAGCGACUGGCAGCUGGAGGCGCUGCUGGAGCCGCUGAAGGCUCUGGAGCGGCUCGAUGUGAGCCCACCCGUGGACAGCUCCGGCAAGUGGCUUCGGCUGCUGCCCAAGUCGCUGACGAGACUGGACAUCACUGGGUCGGGGAUGACUCGAACAUCGCAGAAUUUUAGAAGAUGUCCGUCGGAGGGACUGCUGGUCGGUGUACAGCUAGCGACGGACACACUCCUGGACCAGCUGGCUGCUCUGGCGACCCGCUCAGUCACCGAGCUGUUCAUUCGUGACUCACCGUCUGUGACACCGGAAGCGACGGGACGCCUCCUGGCUGCCCUCACCAGCUUGAGAGACGUCGCUGUCCUCAUUCCCGGCGUCAUUUCCGAAACUGUGCUGUCCGCCCUCCACGUCUGCUCCCAGCUGGAUACACUGGAGCUGAAAGACACCCGGCCCCUCACGGACAUCCCUACCCUGACCCAGUCAGAGGUGGCAGCGGUCAGCAGGAUGGCAGUGACAUGCAGGAAACUGUAUAGACUGCUCCUAAGCUCCUCACUCAAAAACUGCCAGGCCGUCCUGACCGCCCUGCACAAGACAGACCUGGGAUGUGACAGUGGCCAGUCCCGUACCAUCAGCCUCUGGGUCCCCAAGUCUAUAAAAGACGAGAUUGAUGAGCCCUCCGACAGUACCAUCUGCGUGGAGUACUACGACAGCCACUAG
Molecule: messenger RNA, 2045 nt
Organism: Amphibalanus amphitrite
Lineage: Eukaryota; Metazoa; Arthropoda; Thecostraca; Balanomorpha; Balanidae
Exons: 12
Molecular function (GO): protein binding
Source: RefSeq, a predicted model, not a curated record